This is a messenger RNA of Beta vulgaris subsp. vulgaris (sugar beet), 1377 nucleotides long. RefSeq names its product glutamine synthetase nodule isozyme. Lineage: Eukaryota; Viridiplantae; Streptophyta; Magnoliopsida; Caryophyllales; Amaranthaceae. The record is from RefSeq and is a predicted model, not a curated record. The transcript has 13 exons. Gene Ontology annotation, molecular function: glutamine synthetase activity. Gene Ontology annotation, cellular component: cytoplasm. The coding region runs from base 117 to 1187 and encodes 356 amino acids.
CCAAUAUUUUCCACUCUUCAAAAUUUCUCUCACUAAACUCCUCUUUUUUUCUUCACUCUUUUCUCUCUCUUCAUUUUCUUCACUUUUUCUUCUUCAAAACAAAAAAAUCAUCAAUCAUGGCUCUUCUUAACGAUCUAAUUAACCUUAAUCUCUCAGAAACAUCUGACAAGAUUAUUGCUGAGUAUAUAUGGAUCGGAGGAUCUGGGUUGGAUAUGAGAAGCAAAGCAAGGACAUUAACAGGACCAAUAAGUGAUCCUGCAAAAUUACCAAAAUGGAAUUACGAUGGAUCAAGUACUAAUCAAGCUCCUGGUGAAGAUAGUGAAGUCAUUUUAUACCCUCAGGCUAUUUUCAAGGAUCCAUUCAGAAGAGGAGACAAUAUCCUGGUUAUGUGCGAUGCAUACACCCCAGCUGGAGAACCAAUUCCAACAAACAAGAGGUUCAAUGCUGAGAAAAUCUUUAGCCACCCAGACGUUGUCGCCGAGGAGCCAUGGUAUGGAAUUGAACAAGAAUACACACUUCUUCAGAAGGAUAUCAACUGGCCUCUUGGAUGGCCAACUGGUGGCUUCCCUGGUCCUCAGGGACCAUACUAUUGUGGUGUAGGUGCUGAUAAAUCAUUCGGGCGAGACAUCGUAGAUGCUCACUAUAAGGCUUGCAUCUAUGCUGGUGUCAAUAUCAGUGGAAUCAAUGGUGAAGUUAUGCCAGGACAGUGGGAAUUCCAAGUUGGUCCUACUGUUGGAAUUUCAUCUGGUGAUCAAGUCUGGGUUGCUAGAUACAUUCUUGAGAGAAUUGCCGAGAUUGCCGGAGUUGUUGUGUCUUUUGACCCCAAACCAGUGAAGGGUGAUUGGAAUGGUGCUGGUGCUCACACCAACUACAGCACUAAGUCGAUGAGGGAAGAUGGUGGGAUCAAUGUUAUAAAGGCUGCCAUCGAGAAGUUGAGUCUCCGUCACAAGGAGCACAUUGCUGCCUACGGGGAAGGCAACGAGAGGAGGCUCACUGGUCGUCAUGAGACAGCCGAUAUCACCACUUUCUCCUGGGGUGUUGCAAAUAGGGGUGCCUCUGUUCGUGUUGGCCGUGACACAGAGAAAGAUGGCAAAGGUUACUUUGAAGACAGAAGGCCAGCAUCAAACAUGGAUCCAUAUGUGGUUACUUCCAUGAUUGCUGAAACAACUAUCCUCGGAAAGCCUUGAAAACAUUAUGAUUAAUUCUGCAUUUCAAUAUAUCUUCAUGUGAAUUUGGAUAACAAUUGAAGUUGUAUUUGUGAUUAGACAACUAUUUUACAUUUUCUCCAGGUUUGAAAUAAAUUAUAUGUACGUUGUUCUGAACUUUUUUUCCUUAUCUUUUAUGAGAAGCUUGAUAGUACAAGGAAAUUUGGCUUAA